GCCCGGAGCUGUCGGUGAACAACUGUUAAGCUGUCAUAAUCCAUGGCAAAACUCUCUCUCAUUUCUUUCAGUAGUAGUUACUCUCCUUCUUCGUUACUCAAGUACCUAUCUAUAUAGAGAGAGAAGUUGGAAGAGUAGUGAAGUGAAGAGAGAGAUUUAGAUCUGGGAAGUGGGUCAUUUCAAUGGCUUCCAAACUAUUAAUUGUCAUUGUCUUCAUUUUUGAUCUUAUUGCUUUUGGUUUGGCUGUUGCUGCUGAGCAGAGACGAAGCACUGGCAAAACAAAGACGGAUGGCGAAAAUAAUUACCAGUACUGUGUUUAUGACUCUGAUAUUGCAACUGGAUAUGGUGUCGGUGCAUUUUUGUUCCUCUUGGCCAGUCAAGUGCUUAUAACGGUUGCAAGUAGAUGCUUCUGCUGUGGAAAGGCUCUAAACCCCGGAGGUUCAAGGGCUUGCGCACUUAUUCUUUUCAUGAUCUGCUGGGUGACAUUCUUCAUUGCCGAGGCAUGCUUGCUGGCGGGUUCAGUGAGAAAUGCUUACCACACCAAGUACAGGUCAAGGUUUUUCGAGGACCCUCCCUCUUGUGAGACUGUUAGAAAGGGCGUUUUUGCAGCAGGAGCAGCUUUCGUUUUUUUCACUUGCAUGAUCUCCGAGUUUUAUUAUAUUAGUUUUUCUAAGGCGAAUGGAAGCUCCUGACCAUACGGAGGUGAAGGCCAAUUUUGGAUGGGAACGUACAUGUGAAUGUCAUUGAAUAAGUUCGCAAUUGUCUGAAAAUUAUUCGUCAUAUUGGUUUUUCUAUUUGCUGCUCAUCUUGUUAUAGAGUCUAGUUCAGUUGAAGAAAUCUUGAAUUCUUACACUUCAUUUCGUAAUUUAGAUUUUUGUAUGCCCUUUUAAAAGACUUCCUUAAUGUUUAUUUGGUUAUCUCUAGGAAUCAUUUAUUUUGGUUCUUCAUUGAAAACACAUCCCAAUAA
This is a messenger RNA of Olea europaea var. sylvestris, 967 nucleotides long. RefSeq lists its product as uncharacterized. The transcript is spliced from 3 exons. The coding region runs from base 183 to 692 and encodes 169 amino acids. NCBI's taxonomy places the organism in Eukaryota, Viridiplantae, Streptophyta, Magnoliopsida, Lamiales, Oleaceae. The record is from RefSeq and is a predicted model, not a curated record.